Messenger RNA from Sarcophilus harrisii (Tasmanian devil), 1995 nucleotides. RefSeq lists its product as uncharacterized. Lineage: Eukaryota; Metazoa; Chordata; Mammalia; Dasyuromorphia; Dasyuridae. The record is from RefSeq and is a predicted model, not a curated record.
AUGCAGUUUCCAGUGGCCAGAGAUAUUUGCAUCCCGUUGGUUAUUGAGGAAUUAAGGCCCAGUGAUGGUCGAUGCCCCUGCUUCCCUGGUUACCAAGAUGUAGGAGAGCCCAAUGGCUGUGUCCCACAGGAAUAUGGAAUCUGUAAGAAUGGGGCUACCUGGAACCAAGAGGGGAAAUGCCUGACUAAGAGAGAAUGGACCAACCACUGUGCCCAGGAGUUCCUCUGCAUCAGGAUGUUUUUUGGAGAAAGUUGUCAAGGGAGGGAUAUCUUCGUGCAGGUCUGUGCUACACCAAGGGAUGUCCAUGGAUAUGACUCAGUACUGGAGCUCUGCCUUUGCUGGAGGAUGGAUCUAAAUGGAAAAUGUGGGCCCCAGUGUCAAGGAAGACAACAACAUAUCCUGCAGCUCACCUGUCAUGAGAGCAUCCCAUGGAUCUCCUCCAUUGAUAGUGAUGGGAAUCAGAACUUUGCUGACAUCAGUGAGAUAGGGCCAGACUGCCAAGAUUUUCCAAUACUUAGGAUGUCUGGUCACGAUGGUAGGUGCUGGGAAGCUGAGGAGCAGCUUGACCUUGAGUGGUUUGAUACAAAUGCCUUCCUCAGGAUCCUACAGAAGCAAUCUCUGUCAGUGACAGGCAAGCUGAAUCAGACCAAGGAGGAGCUAAAACUUCUCUACCUAAAACUUUUGAGGAAAGCCAGUUCCCUCCGGGAGUUAUGGUACAUGAAGCUCCGAAUUCCUGCAGCUAAUGUCCAGAAGGACCAACAACAGGCGACUCCUUACCUGUUCCAGUUGUAUUUACCUCCAUUACUGAAAGUCCUAGGAAUGAGCAGACUUCCUGUGAUCUGUUCUCAGACUGCUCAGGCAACUGCAAGGGAGGCAGAAGAGGAGCCCAGGAGAAGGCAAGGACUGGCAGAUGAAUAUGCUUAGAGCCUGAGACAACAACUGAAGCUACUGCGACAAGACUUAAGAGCCAGAGAAUUGCAAUGGGCAGCCUUUGGCUCAGCCCUGAAAGAGGUCCAGAGGCUCCUGACAGCAAAAACAGAAGUCACAUCAGAGAAGAUACCUCAGUCUAUACAGGACCCUGAGAAGACAUCUCCCCUAGUGGAUGAAGCAAUAGGCCGUUUGUCCCAGAUUCUUUUGGAUGAAGGUCAACGAUUGAAGGCCUGGGUCAUCCUGGGAAUGGGCACUGGAGCUCAGCUACUUCAACCAGGAUAUGCCUUAGGGAUUCCUGAUUUCACCUGCUUGAAGCUCAUCACCAGGCUCCUGGUACCUGGCCCCAACUGUUCAAUGCUCCCAAAUAAUGGAUACCCUGGGCCCAUUCCUCCUGGAUACUUCAUCCACCCAGGCACAGGAAGAUUGCUUCCAGAAUCAGGAAAUCUGGGCUAUGACCUAAUGAAUGCUACCCUGAUUCCCACCACAGAUGUACUUAUGCUGGGAGGCCUGAGAGACAGCUCAGGAAGCCUCCUUUUUCCUGGGGACAAUUUUGUGGAACCACUGAGUGGGAAGUCAGCCGGCUGGCUUCAAGAGGCUUGUCUACAGGAGGGCCAUAUAGUACCCCAUGCAGGGGGUCCCCAGGCCUUGUUGGAUGCCAAUGUGCUGGCUGCCCAGAUGCACAUGAAAGAAGUCUUACAACAAAUCAAUGAGAGCCCAAGAUUCAGGGGAAAUGGAAAGAUGGAAGCUGCAGCCAGGGACCUGAGGCAGUCACUCUCCUUAAGUCUCUACCAUCUCUUAUACCAGGUUCAAAGACUAGAAAGACAGCUUCAGGUAGCAUCUGGCAUCAAAGCUACAGGUGGCAAGAUGGAAAUGAUUCAGUAUCCCAGAACAGAAGUAUGGAUCCUAGCUGUGUAUAUGGAAAUCCCAGAUCCUGCUGGUUCAGGGCUUUUGGUUCCCAUCCUGGGCAUGAAAUGCAACUGGAACUCUGGUCAAUUUAUUCUACUGGCUGGUACCAUGGAGGAUGCUGAUGGCAAAGGUAGUGAAGGAAUCUCUAUAGGAAUUUGA